Messenger RNA from Anoplopoma fimbria (sablefish), 3487 nucleotides. RefSeq names its product RAB2A, member RAS oncogene family (gene rab2a). Gene Ontology annotation, molecular function: GTPase activity; GTP binding. Lineage: Eukaryota; Metazoa; Chordata; Actinopteri; Perciformes; Anoplopomatidae. The record is from RefSeq and is a predicted model, not a curated record. The coding region runs from base 203 to 841 and encodes 212 amino acids. The transcript is spliced from 8 exons. Gene Ontology annotation, cellular component: Golgi apparatus.
GGACCCUGAAGACAUCAUACUGUAGCGUGGCGAGGGCGGGCCGUGUGACGUAGAGCUGAGGCUCUGGCUGUUUAUUGUUCCUUCCCCAACACCGACAGAGAAAAACAGGCUAACAGGCUGUCAGCUACCCUUUUCGCACGGUUCACGGUUGGUUCAACGAAGGUGUAACGGUCGAGACAGCUGACUGCACAAACCAGGGGCCAUGGCGUAUGCGUACCUCUUCAAAUACAUCAUCAUCGGAGACACGGGUGUGGGGAAGUCAUGUCUAUUACUACAGUUCACAGACAAGAGGUUUCAGCCGGUUCACGAUCUCACUAUCGGUGUGGAGUUCGGAGCGAGGAUGAUCACUAUAGAUGGCAAACAGAUUAAACUGCAGAUCUGGGAUACGGCUGGUCAGGAAUCGUUCCGGUCCAUCACCAGGUCUUACUACAGAGGAGCAGCAGGAGCUCUGCUAGUCUAUGACAUCACAAGAAGGGACACCUUUAACCACUUGACGACCUGGUUAGAGGACGCUCGCCAACAUUCCAACUCCAAUAUGGUCAUCAUGCUCAUUGGCAACAAGAGUGACCUGGAGUCGAGGAGAGAGGUGAAGAAAGAGGAGGGGGAAGCAUUUGCCAGAGAACACGGCCUCAUAUUCAUGGAGACCUCAGCCAAGACUGCCUCUAAUGUCGAGGAGGCCUUCAUCAACACAGCCAAGGAGAUCUACGAGAAGAUCCAGGAGGGAGUGUUUGAUAUCAACAAUGAGGCUAACGGUAUUAAGAUUGGACCCCAGCAUCCUACCACCAACUCCACACUGUCCGGUAGCCAGGGAGGCCAACAGGCUGGAGGGGGCUGCUGCUGAAGCCCCAAAACACUCCUCCUCCUCCAACCCCCGACCCUUCCUCCUCCUCCUCCUCCUCCUCCUCGCCCUCUCCAACUUCCCCUUGCGUUUCUACAGAACUGUCCAGGCUCACUAACAGUUUGUUAACCUCUCCCUCUCUUUCUCUCUCUCCUCUGCUUCAUUCGUUUAUCCACCCCUCCCUCUCUCUCUUUUUUCCUCUCCGUCUUUCAGCCAUGUCUUCGCAAUGUCCCUCGCCCAUACCUAAUGGUCUUGGUUGGGGCUAUGUCCCCCUAAAAAAACCUGACUUCUUACAGUCUUACGAGGACCGAGUCAGCUUAGCCACCAAAUUCAUUUUAUUUUUUUUUGGGGCUGGUUAAAUGUAUUUUUAUCUUUUUAUUUCAAAAACAAAAACAUGCCGGUAUGUGAAGAAUUCUAUUCCAGCAGUUUAAUAUCACACACUCCUCUUAAUUCCCGAGGACGUUGUUGGGAUUUUCCCGUACCUCAGAAUCUAAAGCUAGGGUGUAUCUGCAGUAACGAUGAGGGUUCUGGGUAGAGAUUAAACACGCUCUUAACAAGCUGACUGUAUGGAACAAACCAUGCGCUGUGUUGUGUCUAUACACACACAUCUGUACAUGUUCUGGAGACAAUGACGCAGCACGUUGAUAGCAGGACAUGUUUCCACAUGUGGAGUCGGUCCUUAUGCUGUGCCUGUUUGUGUGUGUGUGUGUGUGUAUAGGGACGAUAUAUAGGUGUUCCAGUAUGCCGCCGGUUUGGUUUAGGAAGCAUUCAACUCCCUCUGUAUCUGCUGUCCAUAAAAAGUGCAAAUGAUUAUGUUAUUUUGUGCUUCCUUUCCCUGCUUGUCGCCAUGUUUUGUUCUCUCUCUCUCUCUCUCUCUCGCUCGCUCGCUCUGUCUUUGUGUCCUUUUCGUUGACUUGCAUAUGAUUUGUAUUUAAUGAACACUACAAACUGGUUGUGGCUUAAAAUAAAAGUGUUUUAAAUUGUCUGGAGAGAGAAUAAAAGAGCAAACUGUUCAGUGUGAAACUGGAUCCUUUUGGGGACGACAGAACAAGGAAAGUUCAAAGAAACGUUAAGGGAGAUUGAGAGCAGCGGCCGCCAUUAUGAAGUUGAGAAGUUUAAAAGAAAAAAAGAAGAAGAAAUGAUUGGAAAUCGAGACUUUUUGUUAACUAUAUUUAUCGGGCACGUUUUUGUGUAUAUAUGGCUCUUUAGGUUUCUAUAGCAUUUUUUUUUUUUUUUUUUGGGCUUAUUCAAGGUGAAGCUUGGCGUGUUGUUGCGGUCUCGUUAUUUCUUUACCAGGGCUGGGAAAGAGACACCUCCAGCAGCUUUUUAGCAUUUGUCCAUCUCCCACUUAAACCCUAAGGCGCCCGCGCCGCCCCGCUACAUUAAGGCCGGCCGUGCCCUUUCUUUUUAAAUGACAAGUAUGAAUGAUAGCGGGGCUGUUAACAGGGCCGCGCAGAGGCAUUUAAAGUCCCCGGUGGAGAACAGACUCCGACUUAAAAAUCUCAAGGCGUCCCUCCCUUUUUUUGAGCGAGCAAAGACUUCCACCAUGAAUUAGCUGGCAGAUAUAUAAUGUAUACUGUUUAGAGCUUGAUCGAUGACUGCUGCAAUGUUUUUUGUUUUUUCGCUCGGAGAUCUCCGAUGUAAUCAGCACCAUUUUACUGUUAUGCUCAUAUUUUACUACUUUGGUUACUUGUUAUCCAUCCCCCCCAUCCCCACUUCUUCUUCUCUCUCUCUCUCUCUCUCGCUCUCUGACUCUGUGGUAACAUUAGCUCUGUAUCUAUUUUUAAUGCCAAAUUAUUGUGCUAACCUGUGUUUUGUCAAGAAAAAAAGAAAAGAAAUUACUAAGGCCCUGUUAUAUGUCCUGAAAUCAGCUGCCUGCCUUAACUCCAGCCCCCCUGAGAGAGAUUUGGACAGCUGCUAAAAAACAAAUCAAAACUGACCGUUUUCUCUGCUGUUGUUUUUAGAUGGCUCGCUAGCUAGCUGACGAUGCAUUACACAUGCAGAGAUGCACACGUAGAGAGAGAAGUUGUAGAAACGGGCCUAGUUUGGAUUUUGCACAUGAAUUGGGGCAUUCAGAAUGAAUCCGAAACCAACAUGCUAACAUUUUUUUCUUCCCAUCCUCCCCACACACACAUAUGCACACACACACACACACACAGCCUGCAAAUGGUAUGUGCGCCCAUAUGCAGACGAUGCACACAUCUAUUUCUGUUUAUCUAACAUAGCCGUAGGGAGUUUUUGGUGGGUUUCACAGCAGUGUGUCCCUCUCUUGUUGUUCUUUUUUUAUUCCAAGAUAUAUUCAGAAAGUUAUUAAUCCUAUUCUGAUAACAAUUAUUCUUUGUAAAGCAAAAUGUAGUGUGUGUAUGUUUGUUUGUGUGCGUGCGUGCGUGCGCGUGUGGACCCAGAGGGACUCCGGGGGGGAAGGAUCAAGCCAAACCUGAUGCCUCCAUCUAUCUGUCUAUCUAUGGAUCGAUUUAGCUAUCUUUAUCUAUGUGGCCCUCCUCUCCCCCUCCCCCUGCUUCUCCCCCUCCCCCUGCUUCUCCCCCUCAACGUUAUUUGCUGUGUUUGUUAUUUGGAAAAAACAAAACUUAAAAAAAAGAAAAAAUGAAAAUGCUAUCACAAUAAACUAUAAUAAAACAUUCUAAACUC